Messenger RNA from Meriones unguiculatus (Mongolian gerbil), 1873 nucleotides. RefSeq names its product cilia and flagella associated protein 45 (gene Cfap45). The transcript is spliced from 12 exons. Bases 117 to 1772 code for a protein of 551 amino acids. Lineage: Eukaryota; Metazoa; Chordata; Mammalia; Rodentia; Muridae. The record is from RefSeq and is a predicted model, not a curated record.
GGGCGGGGCCGGGGGCGGGGCUAAAGCGCCGACCUCAGGCUCUUGGUUGCUGUGGUAACGCGUCAGCUCCAGAGGAUCGGACGGAGGCGUCUGAGGCUGAAGCGCCGCCGGCAGAGAUGCCACUAAGCGCAGGUGGAUCCCCAGGCUCUGCUUCCACUGCUUCCAACAGGUCACGGAAUAGGACUCGCUAUCGGACCAAGGCCAUGAACUCUGAGGUAGACGAGAGCCUUUUUGGAGGUGUCAAGCCUCCACCCCAGGGCAAGAGCGACAGCCCCGCCGUGCUGCUCCGCAAUAAACAUGCCAUGCCGAAAACUCUCACUGUUCUGGGUUUGGAGCACAAGCCAGAGACGAUCCAGCUCAUCACCAGAGAUAUGGUCAGAGAACUCAUUGUUCCAACAGAGGACCCCUCUGGGGAAUCCCUAAUCAUCAGCCCUGAGGAGUUUGAGCGGAUCAAGUGGGCAUCCAAAGUCCUGACCAAAGAAGAAUUGGAUGCCAGAGAGCAGGCUUUCAAGAAGGAGAAGGAAGCUGUCUUGGAAGCAGUGACAACCCGAAAGAAGAUCAUGAAGCAGAAGGAAAUGAUUUGGAACAACAACAAGAUGCUAAGUGAUCUAGAGGAGGUGGCCAGGGAACGGGCCCAGAACCUUCUACAGAGAGCCAACAGUCUUCGCCUGGAGCAGGAGGAGGAGCUCAAGGACAUGAGCAAGAUUAUUCUGAAUGCCAAGUGCCACGCAAUCCGGGAUGCCCAGAUCCUGGAGAAGCAACAGAUCCAAAAGGAAUUGGAUGAAGAGGAGAAGCGGUUGGAUCAGAUGAUGGAAACAGAACGGCAGAACUCCAUCCAAAGGCAGAAGGAUCGGGACAAUAAGAGGAAGGAGGAAAGAAUACGGGGAAAACGGCACAUUUUGGAGCAGAUAAAAAAGAAUGAGGAGGAGCGCUCGCUGCUUUCAGAGCAUCGUGAACAGGAGAAGGAACAGAUGCUGGCGUACCUGGAACAGCUCCACGAGGAGGAUAUGCAGGAUCUGGAACGAAGGCAUCAGGAAAGGUUGAAGAUCCAAGCUGAAAUUAAGCGUAUCAAUGAUGAAAACCAGAGACAGAAAGAACAACGGAUGGAACGGGAGAAACUGGCAGACCAGAUGGUGAUGGAAUUUACCAAGAAGAAGAUGGCUCGAGAGGCAGAGUUUGAAGCUGAACAGGAGAGAAUCCGCAGGGAGAAAGAGAAGGAGAUUGCCCGCCUGAGGGCCUUGCAGGAGAAGGCGCAGGAUUAUCGAGCUGAGCAGGAUGCCUUGCGGGCCAAGCGCAACCAGGAGGUUGCAGAUCGAGAGUGGCGCCUAAAGGAAAAGGAAAAGGCGCAGAAGAAGAUGGAGAUAGAGGAAAAGCUGCGCAAAAGCCGGCUGGAGCAGGUGGCCUUCAAGGAACACACGCUGGCCGUGCAGGUGCAGCGGGACCGGGAUGAGUUCGAGAGGAUCCUUCGGACUCAGAGAGUGCAGAUUGAGAAGGAUAAGCUGGAGCAGGAGAAAAAGGCCAAAGGGUGCCUACAGCACGCCAACGAGCUCCGCCGGCAGGUGCGUGAGAACCAGCAGAAGCAGGUGCAGAACCGGAUCGCCACCUUCGAAGAGGGCCGGCGCCUCAAGGAGGAAGCCGAGAAGCGCCGAGAACGCAUCGAGGAGAUCAAGAAACAAAAGCUGGAAGAGCUGAGAGCCACAGGCCUCCCUGAGAAAUACUGCAUGGAAGCGGAGCGCAAAGCCAACAUCCUGACGGCCACUUCUGUGAAGUGACGGGAAGCCUCUAUGGUCUCAGAUUCUCCUUUGUCCCCGGGGUGCCCACAGUUGCUGCUAGACAUUUCAUAGUUACAGAUUAAAGCUAUUCUAUUCUUUAA